Molecule: messenger RNA, 762 nt
Organism: Ilex paraguariensis (yerba mate)
Lineage: Eukaryota; Viridiplantae; Streptophyta; Magnoliopsida; Aquifoliales; Aquifoliaceae
Source: the annotation of a GenBank genome assembly
AUGGGUUUUGUGGGUUUACUCCAAUUUUCAUUGAAAUGCUUCGAUGUUCUUGCCUGGCCUCUAGUUGCUUUGGUCUACCCUCUUUGUGCUUCGGUUCGGGCAAUUGAGACCAAUUCAAACUGUCACAUGCGGAAAUUGGUCACAUAUUGGGUUCUUUUUUCUUUGAUUUCUCUCUUUGAACUUGCUCUCGUGAGAGUUAUUGAAUGGCUACCAUUCUUGCCUCAGAUAAAACUACUAUUUGUCUGCUGGCUAGUAAUACCUCGAUUUGAUGGUGCAUACUAUGUCUACAAAAGCCUUGUUCAUCUGUGCUUAUCUGUGGACCGACAAUCUGUUGUCAAGUGGUUAAAUAAGCCUAAGGAUGACGUCUCUCUCAAACCCGAAACCUUCCUAGCUGUGGCUGAGACAUAUGUUCAAAAGAAUGGUACUGAAGCAUUGGAGAAACUCAUUGCUAGUAAGUCAAAGGAUUCAAAUUCCAAUCUCAUUGUGGAAGAGAUCAAGUCAGCUGCAAAUGCAAAGGAGAAAGAAGUGGCGACAACAAUCCAGUGCAAACAGCCAAACAUUGUCCAAAAAGAUGUCAAAGCUGUGGAACCACCAAAGCAAAAUGCAGCAACAGCUGCAAAAAGGGUAAAUCUUCUAUCAAUGGGUACUAGGAAACUUAGUUUCAAAGGCUUCUAUUUGGGUACUAGGAAGCUAAGUUUCUAUGUUUUGGAAGAAUUUCUAAGUCAGCUGCCUGAAUGUGAGGAAUGCACAUGGAUUGCCUAG